AUGUCGGAAGACGCCGGCACUGGACAGUUCCGAAGCGCUUCCGGUAAACGAGAACGUCGUCAAUACGUCGUCGACAGCGCACAAUUUCCCGUUCAAUUCUCUUCAGUGUCCGUCGGUUGCUGGCGAACUCGCGAUCCGUCUAACUGUUCCCGCAGGAUAAUGCCGGAGAUAGCAACAGGACGUGUACAGCUAUGCAGUUGGUGGACUUGCACGGACGAAAACUUGCCAAAGUCAGUAGUGUAUAAUCAACGGCCGGGACGUUGCGACUGCGGCCGAUUGCGAUUCCGGAUCGACAUUCCGUUAAAUUCCGUUCGGGACCGUUUCCCGGCCGUUGUUUAG
Cinara cedri is the source of this 339-nucleotide messenger RNA. NCBI's taxonomy places the organism in Eukaryota, Metazoa, Arthropoda, Insecta, Hemiptera, Aphididae. The record is from the annotation of a GenBank genome assembly.